AUGACACCAGUCCUCCUCCUCUAUACCUGCCUCUUCGGCCUUAGCCAAGCAUCAAUCUCUCUCCCCUCAACCACGGGAGCAUGCGACGUCACCCUUCACACCAGCGAACUAGUCGACUCAUCCCGCAUUGAUCCAUUCGACCCUAAAGGAGGCAAUCGCUCUUUGAUGAUAACAAGCUUCACACCGACCAACUGCGGAAGCAUACAGUCAACCCCCUACUUCCCAAACGGAACAGCCGCAUACGAAGACGCGCAGUUCAAAGCCUUCGGCCUACCACCCGGCACAUUCUCCUCAUUCCAACUCCAGUCACGACACAAAUCACCCGCAACAACCUACACCCCAUACCCAGUCGUCCUCUUCUCGCCCGCUCUCUCAACAUCCAGACUCAUGUACACCCUCCUUCUCCGAGAAAUCGCCAGCAACGGCCUCGCCAUCGUGUCAGUCGACCAUCCCUAUGACGCCGAAAUAAUCGAAUACCCGGACGGCCACACAGUCCUCGGGAAGCUAUCAAACAUCAGCACAGAAUACGAAAUCGAACCCGUACUCAACGUCCGGGUAGAAGAUAUGACCUUCCUCCUCGACCAACUGCAUACUCACAAAACACUACACCAAAUAUUCCCCCUAUCCAAAAAUCCACACCUCCUCUCCCUCACCAACGUCACGAUAAUGGGCCACUCCUUGGGCGGCGCAACAGCCGCCCAGACACUCCUCUUGGACAACCGGUUCGCAGGCGCAAUAAAUCUAGACGGCACGCUCUGGGGGUCCGUCGUGAAGAAAGGCCUCGAUAAGCCAUUCAUGUUAUUUGGGCAUACCAACAAAACACAAGCAACCGACCCUAGCUGGAAAGCAUUGUGGCCAAGACUGAAGGGGUGGAAAAUUGAGCUGGAACUCGCGCAGUCGGAGCAUUAUACCUUCUCUGAUUAUCCGAUUCUUCUUGAUGCGGUUAACAUCGCUGAUGCGGCGAGGCGGGCUUUUCAGGCGCGGAUUGGGACGAUUGGAGCGCUGAGAGCGAGGGAUGCUAUUGUUGAGUUUACCGUUGCUGCGGUGCGGUAUUUCGUUAAUGAGGAGUUGGGUGAAAUACUGAGAGGUCCUUCUGAGGCGUGGCCGGAUAUUUCAUUUGUGUCGUCCUAA
Penicillium argentinense is the source of this 1131-nucleotide messenger RNA. Its product is annotated as PAF acetylhydrolase family protein. Bases 1 to 1131 code for a protein of 376 amino acids. The record is from RefSeq and is a predicted model, not a curated record. Gene Ontology annotation, molecular function: 1-alkyl-2-acetylglycerophosphocholine esterase activity. The transcript has a single exon. NCBI's taxonomy places the organism in Eukaryota, Fungi, Ascomycota, Eurotiomycetes, Eurotiales, Aspergillaceae.